CUAAUUUUCUUUUGUAACAAUUUUUCGACUGGUUUAUUUUUGAUUUAAUUUAACGUACUAAAUAUUAUAAACAAUGACUACUCGACAGGAAAUAUUAGAUUCUAUGAUAAACGACUAUAAGACUACAAUGAACAGUGAUUAUAGAGAGAAUGCAAUUAAACCGGUGAUAAAAACUGUAUAUCAAGAGAAAAAACCUUUCAUCAGAGAGAAAUGGACGUAUGUUAAAUACAUUCAUACGAUGAGGAACUGGGAUGGAGAGAGGGCGCCUUUUGAUUCUACCAUUCCAACGAAAGCUAUUAUACGAACUAAUCCGCAUAAUAUCCAACCUGUUUAUGAGAAACCUAAAGAUUUAGAACUAGACAGUGUUAGGAAAACAAGACCGCGACUUGUAAUGACUCCUGCGAUCAGUAUGGACGAUAUCGAAGAUCAGGAUAAAUGGAAUCUCCUCAUGAACUGUUCUUCGUACACCACUCGAAUGUCGCGAGACUACAAAGCUAUCAGCGAUGUUUCAAACGUCGUGGCGCCGUUACUUGGGAAAUAUUCACCUACAGUGCCGUUAAAGUUAGAAAAGUACAAGCAGCCGUACGUUUCGCCGGAGUGGCGAAUGCAAUCGACGUCAUGGGACCGCCGCCAGAUCAGGGACUACUGCGACGCUAACAAAGUGUUUUGGCUCUACACGAAACCGAAACGUAAUAAGAAAUAAUUUAAUUUUAUAUUUUAUAAUCUACUUGAAGACCACCGACAAGAUGUCUCAUCAUAGACAAAUGCGGGCUAUAAAUGUAUUUCUAAAUGUUUUUUUAACUAAUAAUUCUGUACUUUUAAAUCUGUGAUGUAUUUUUAUGAUCAUCUUUAGAAGAGUUUUAUUUUUGUAGAAUAACUACAUGACAAAAUGGAUUUUAACUGUACAUUGUUACGUAGUUUU
Messenger RNA from Papilio polytes (common Mormon), 922 nucleotides. RefSeq lists its product as uncharacterized. Lineage: Eukaryota; Metazoa; Arthropoda; Insecta; Lepidoptera; Papilionidae. The record is from RefSeq and is a predicted model, not a curated record. The transcript is spliced from 4 exons. Bases 74 to 703 code for a protein of 209 amino acids.